AAAAUAACUUUGACCUCUUUUAUACUUCGAUGAGUUUAACUAUUAAAUAUGUGGGUGUCAGCUUUAGACCGCAACAUUAUACUAAAAUUAACUGCGUUGAACAGUUUGGCUUACAUGAACUGGCUCGAAAGUUGACAGCGAUGAAAGAAAAUUCAAAUUAACUAGAAAGAAUUUGAAGACAAAAACGACUUCACAUUUGAAAAUACAGGUAAUAGAAAAAAGAAACAGACCAGAACGUCAAGAAAUGGCUCAGGCAUCUGGUCAGAAACACAAACAUCAUGAAAGAACUGAAUCACAAACUCAACCGCCUAUGGCAUUGACAUCUUUAGAUGUUAUAUCACUAUAUUCUGAGAGUGAGUCAGCUGAAGAAGAGAGUUAUGGAGAUGAAGAACCCCAAAUUAGAAGAAUAGAGAGAGUGAAGCUACAGAAAUCAGCUCCACAACCAGAAGGUCAAGAAAUGGCUCAGGCAUCUGGUCAGAAACCCAAACAACCUGAAAGAACAGAAACACAAAUUCAACAGUCUCCGACAUCGAUAAAUAUUUUAGAUAUGUUCCUAAAUAAAUCUGCCUUAGAUGGUUUUACCAACAAGAAUAGAAUAUCUGAUAAGAAAUGGAUUGAGGAAAACAUAAAACUAAGAAACCCUACAGAUGAAGUGGCAUCAAAACCCUGUGACGCAUUUGGUAAAAUAAAGUUUACAGGACAUAAUCAGGAAAAUGCAAUGUUUGUUCGUGUGGAUCACAAAACCCAGAUGGAGAUUAUGAUGUGUUUGAUAAAAUCUACAUGGAGCUGUAAUUUACCAGGUUUGCUUAUUUCUGUGAUUGGAGGAAGAGAUGACAUUCAGUUGAACAAAUCUACUAAAGAAGCUGUUCGGCAUGGUUUAUACAAAGCUGCAAGAACCAUAGAUACAUGGAUCAUAACUGAAGGCUUACAUACUGGAGUUGCGAAAUAUAUUGGGGAAGUUAUACAUGGUAAAGAAAGUAAAGCGGUUGCCACGAAUGGAGUGACAACGCUUGGUAUUGCACCAUGGAACUGUGUGCGGAAGAAAAAACCCCUAGUGAAUAAGGAGGGAUCAUGGCCUGCAGAAUAUUCCGUACCAGUUGGUUCUAACAAGGGAAAGUAUGCCUUGGAUCCUAAUCAUUCACAUUUUAUCCUUGUUGAUGAUGGUACCAAAGACACUUUUGAAGAAAUAAUUAAAUUCAGAAAAGAGUUAGAAUAUUCUAUUUCACAAGAGAAAAUCCCGAAGCAAGAAAAUGUCAAAAUUCCAGCUGUUGUAGUAAUGGUUGGAGGUGGACAUGAAACUCUGAAGUCAGUUUUGGAUUCAAUAUCAUACAAGAUCCCAGUUGUAAUAGUAAAGGGAUGUGGUCGAGCAGCAGACUUUAUGGCAUUUGCUAACCAAACGAAAUUUGAAUAUGUAGACGAAGAUGAUGGGAAACUGAAAGCUGAUAUCAGAGAGAAAAUUACUAAAGAAUUUGGAAAGGAAUGUGAAAAAAAUGUGAUAGAUAACAUGGUUGACUAUGUGUUGGAGUCCCUAAAACGACCAAACUUGAUAAGUGUUUAUGAUACAGAUUCAGCUGAAGACUUUGAUAUAGCAAUUUUCAAAGCUGUGUUCAAAGCGCAGAACAACAAAUUAGAGAAUAUGAGGCUUUCAUUUGUGUGGGACAGAAGUUUUAUCGUAAAAAGUCUCAUAUUUGAAGAAGAGAUUCAGCGGAAAGAAGAUGAUAUUGACACUUCAGAAAAAGAGAGAUCUGUCACUAAGAAAAAAAUUAAUUCAUGUGAUGAAUUUGGUGAGGUAAAGUUUGAAAAAGGUAACCCGAAAAUUGCGAAGAUUGAUUACAGGAAUCACCACACCCCUAUGGAAAUUAUAAUUCACUUGUUAAUGCAUCGAUGGUGUAUAUCCUCAUUGCCAAGUUUACUUAUUUCUGUGAUUGGAGGAAAAGAAGACUUCCAGUUGAAUCAAUUUACUAAAGAAGCUCUUGGACGUGGCUUGGUUAAAGCAACAAGAGACAAAGAUGUCUGGAUCAUAAGUGAAGAUUUACAUACUGGAGUUGAGAAAUGUGUUGAAGAAGCUAUAACUGACAAGACAUCUAAGAGUAACUGUCAUAGUAUUGGUAUUGUACCACAAAACUGUGUAAAAGACAUGAAAACCAGAAGAUGGCAGAAUUAUAGAAGAGAUGAUUCCAACACAAGAAUGUUUGACUUGAAUCUUGAUCAUUCACAAUUUAUCUUUGUUGAUGAGAGUACUCCAGAUGAGUUCAGAAGAAAGUUUGAAAAUGCUAUUGCAGAAAUGAAUAUCCCAGAGACAGAAGUCAAGAUUCCAGCUGUUGCAGUAAUGAUCAGAGGUGGACCUGAAACUCUGAAGUCAGUUCUUGACUCAAUAUCACGCAACAUCCCAGUUGUAAUAGUAAAGGAUUCUGGUCGAGCAGCAGACAUUAUGGCAGAUGCUUACCAAACAAAACUUGAAAAUGCAAAUGAAGAAGAUGACAGGAAACUGAAAGGUGACAUCAGAGAGAAAAUUAUUAAAGAAUUUGAAAAGGAACUGAAAGGAAAUGUGAUAGAUAACAUGGUUGACUAUGUGUUGGAGUCCCUAAAACAUUCAAACUUGCUGACUGUUUAUGAUACAGAUUCAGUGGAAAAAUUUGAUCUAACAAUGUUCAAAGCUGUAUUCAAAGCAAAGAACAACAACGAAAAUAUGAGGCUCGGAUUGGCAUGGAACAAAACUGAUGUUGUAAAACGUGUAAUAUUUAAAGACGAAGCUCACUUGGAAGAUGUAAAGAAAUGGGUGCAGGAAAACAUAAAAUUUAGAAACACUGGAGAUGAAGAGGCAUUAAAUCCCUGUGAUGCAUUUGGUGAGGUAAAGUUUGUAGAACAUGAUCAGAAAAUUGCAAAGUUUGUUCGUGUGGAUAACCAAACCCCUCCGGAAAUUAUAAUUCAUUUGAUAAUAUAUCAAUGGAAUUGCUCAUUGCCAAACUUGCUUAUUUCUGUGAUUGGAGAAAGAGAAGACGUCCAGUUGAAUGAACCUACUAAAGAAGCUCUCGGGCAUAGUUUGGUUAAAGCUGCAAGAGAAACAGAUGCCUGGAUCAUAACUGAAGGUUUACAUACUGGAGUUGCAAAACAUAUUGGGGAAGCUAUACAUGAUAAUGAAAGUAAAGUGGCUGCCAUGAAUGAAGUGAAAACUAUUGGUAUUGCACCAUGGAACCGUGUACAAAACAAAGAAUCCCUAGUGAAUAAGGAGGGAUCGUGGCCUGCAAACUAUUCUAACGGAGGAAAGUAUGCCUUGGAUCCUAAUCAUACACAUUUUAUUCUUGUUGAUGAUGGUACCAAAGACACUUUUGGGGUAGAAAUUGAAUUUAAAAAACAGUUAGAAGAUACUACUUUACAAAACAUAAGGCGAGGAGCCACGAUUCCAGCUGUUGCAGUAAUGGUUGGAGGGGAGCUUCAAACUCUGAAGUCAGUUUAUGAUUCACUAUCACGCAACAUCCCUGCUAUAAUAGUAAAGGGUUCUGGCCAAGCAGCAGACAUUAUGGCAUACGCUUACGAAACACUACUUAAGAAUGACGAAGAGGCCAAAGAAAUAACUGAUGGAUCAAUUCUAAGGCAACUGAGAGCCGAUAUUAAAGACAAGUGGGGCGAAAAUGGUAAACAUGACUUGGUUGAUUGCGUAUGUGAUUCCAUGAAACAUUUGGAUUUGAUAACUGUCUGUGAUAUACAAUCACCAGAAGACUUUGAUAUCGCAAUCAUGAAAGCUGUGUUCAAAGGAAGAAAAGAAUUGAAAGAAGUUCCACUUUCAUCGGAGAGAAAGAAAAUUGAUAGUCUUCUGAAUAGCAUAUUUUCUGACGGAACGCAGUGGCAACGUGGAAGAAGAGUGAAGAAUAAUGAAUCACCUGAUAUGUUUUGGCGAAGAAUUGAUAUAAAGAAAUGGAUGCAGGAAAACAUAAAAUUGAGAAACGUUGGAGAUGCAGAGAUGCCAUAUCCCUGUAAUGCAUUUGGUGAAGUAAAGUUUGUAGAAGAUGGUUGGAAUACUGCAAAGUUUGUCCGUGUGAAUCACAAAAUCUCUAUGGAAACUACGAUUCAUUUGAUAAAACGCCUAUGGUAUUCAUCAUUGCCAAACUUACUUAUUUCUGUGAUUGGAAGAAGAGAAGACUUCCAGUUGGAUCCAUUUGCUAGAGAAGCUCUUGGGCGUGGUUUGGUUAAAGCUGCAAAAAUCACAGGUGCCUGGAUCAUCAGUGAUGGCUUACAUACUGGAGUUGCAAAACAUAUUGGGAAGGCUAUACAUGAUAAUGAAGGUGCAAUCAUUGGCAAGAAAGUGGUAACAAUUGGUAUUGCUCCAUGGAACUGUGUACAAAACAAGGAAUCCCUAGUGAAUGAAGAGGGAUCAUGGCCUGCAGAAUAUGAGAUAAAACAUGACAAUAACCCAACACCAUCUGCUUUGGAUCCUAAUCAUUCACAUUUUAUCCUUGUUGAUAAUGGUACCCAAGAAACUUCUGGAGUAGAAACGGAGUUCAGAAAAAAUUUAGAAAAUGCUAUUUUACAAAAGAAAAUCCCAAAGAAUAAAGCGAUCAUGAUUCCAGCUGUUGCAGUAAUGGUUGAAGGUGGACCGGGCAUUCUGAAGUCAGUCAUUGACUCAAUAUCACGCAACAUCCCAGUUGUAGUAGUAAAGGUCAGUAAAUAGACUAUUCUGUAAAU
Messenger RNA from Octopus bimaculoides (California two-spot octopus), 4683 nucleotides. RefSeq lists its product as uncharacterized. Gene Ontology annotation, cellular component: plasma membrane. Gene Ontology annotation, biological process: calcium ion transmembrane transport. The record is from RefSeq and is a predicted model, not a curated record. Gene Ontology annotation, molecular function: ligand-gated calcium channel activity. Lineage: Eukaryota; Metazoa; Mollusca; Cephalopoda; Octopoda; Octopodidae.